Molecule: messenger RNA, 1251 nt
Organism: Stereum hirsutum FP-91666 SS1
Lineage: Eukaryota; Fungi; Basidiomycota; Agaricomycetes; Russulales; Stereaceae
Exons: 10
Coding region: 1-1251 (416 amino acids)
Source: RefSeq, a predicted model, not a curated record
AUGGCUGCGAGAAGGACUGCAGCUGAUCAACAAAAGGCACUGGAUGAGCAACUCGUUGACCUCCUUGCUUCUCAGCGAGAACUAGAUGACUUGAAAUCUGAGCUGGGGCGACGACGGCGUGUGCUUCUUCUGCUUGAGACACUGAAAAAGAAGGAGGAGAUUCGGAUAACAAGAAUGAAGGAGAUUGACCUCUUGUUACAGAGACUAAGGGGAGCACAGUCGACCGAGAAUGCGGUGUACCAUCCGGUUGAUUCUCUCGCUUCUUCCAACCCAGCUUCCUCACAAGGCAAAUCUCAGCCCAUUUCCUUGACUCGGGACACUCUUACACAAUUACAUAUCUACCACAGUACCCACAGUCGCAUCGCUCGCUCGCUCGUCGCGUACGAUGCCCGCUCAGUACGAGACCAACAACGCCGUCUCCAGGAGUCGAUAGCGAACGCUCUUCACGUCACAGUCGACGAUGACCGAGCGGUUGAGUGGUGUGCCAAAUUAUCAGCCGAGGCUGAGCGUCGGGCCUACAAAAAAUUGGUGUACCGCCGACCAUCCCCAUCAAUAGUCAUGCAACACAACCCGAAGCAACCGGAAUCGACGCAUAGUAUCCAAAGUUCGGUAGAGGAUAUAAUAGCUCGUCUCCAUCAGAAGGAGCAAAACCUUCAGCAUCUCGCGAACGGGGCCACAGCUUUAGGACAAGGCUGUCUGUCUCAUAUAGAUAUGAUCUCGAAGGCUAUUCAUCAUACUGCUCCGGAACUGCACUCCUCCCUUCAAACGCAAGCUCGAGUCUCUUCAAACGAUGGGAUGAUUAUGCCCGAUCCCACGAAUGCUGCCAGUACUUCAACUCAGGCCUACGUCAACCGACUCGUCGAAGACAUCCUUCGCUCGCAGGGCCUCCUUCGAAGCGCUUCAUCCACAAAGAGAGAAAGCAAAGGAGAGACCGUCGCGAAAUUGGAGACGGUCUUGGGUGUCAAGGGACGACAACAGAUAGUCAGCAGGGUAGAGGAGAUGUUGGAACGAGACCACCGCACACGAACCUUCGCGUCAAGGAUUACGCUUCCUCUCCCUUCCUCUACUAGUGUUGACCCAUCAGACCGCCAUCAAUUAAUCAACGCAACGAACGACUCGGUCCUUACAGCUCAAACAACAGCCACCGACCUUCUGCAUGCGAAGCUCAAGCAAGCCGAAGACGUCGAGGGCAUGGUGAAAGAGGUGAGGAGGCUCAGGCGGGAUGUAAGAGCUUUUGUUGAUUCGAUUUGA